Messenger RNA from Penicillium cinerascens, 510 nucleotides. Its product is annotated as DNA-directed RNA polymerase II subunit RPB7. Bases 1 to 510 code for a protein of 169 amino acids. Gene Ontology annotation, biological process: positive regulation of nuclear-transcribed mRNA poly(A) tail shortening; positive regulation of translational initiation; DNA-templated transcription. Gene Ontology annotation, molecular function: translation initiation factor binding; single-stranded RNA binding; single-stranded DNA binding. The record is from RefSeq and is a predicted model, not a curated record. Gene Ontology annotation, cellular component: RNA polymerase II, core complex; P-body. NCBI's taxonomy places the organism in Eukaryota, Fungi, Ascomycota, Eurotiomycetes, Eurotiales, Aspergillaceae. The transcript has 4 exons.
AUGUUCUUUCUCAAGGAAGAGACCAAGAUUAUUUCUCUGCAUCCGUCCUAUUUCGGACCUAAUAUGCGAGACUACCUGGUCGCUCGACUUAAUGAGGAGGAGGAAGGCCGGUGUACGGGUGACCACUUCGUGAUUUGCGUGAUGGACAUGGUCGACAUUGGCGAGGGACGGGUGAUUCCGUCCAGUGGGAAUGCGGAAUAUACCAUCAAGUACCGUGCAAUUAUCUGGAAGCCGUUCCGGGGAGAGACCGUCGACGCCGUCGUUACCUCUGUGAAGCCAACCGGUAUCUUCACUUUGGCUGGCCCCCUGUCCGUUUUCAUUGCGCGAAAGAACAUUCCCGGUGAUAUCAAAUGGGAGCCGAAUACUGUGCCUCCGCAGUACACCGAUCAUGCAGACCAGGUGAUCGAGAAAGGAACCAGUCUGCGUCUGAAGAUUCUCGGCGUCAAGCCCGAUGUGGCUGCGAUCAACGCCAUUGGCACGAUCAAAGAGGAUUAUCUUGGACCCCUGUAA